AUCCACUUAGCUUUAAACAUGGCGAGAAGCCAGGGUGGGAGUGUACGCCUUUUUCGGUGGAUGUAAUGUCUUGUAAAUUGUUUUCGCCCGUUUCUGUGUGACAACAUUCCCGCCGUGAAAUCAUGGAUGUGCCGCCGGACACAGCGAUGGCCCAGGCCAAGCGUCCUGAGGAUGUGAUUAAGAUGCCUUUGAACGACAAUCUGAAAUUCGCCGUGCUGAUCGGAUUUGUCGAAGUCGGCCAAGUCUCCAACAAGGAGGUGGUAAACACCGUGUUACACUUGCUUGUUGGGGGCGAAUUCGACAUGGAGCUAAAUUUUGUGAUUCAGCAUCCCCAAAACAUCCUUCAUAUGUUAGAUUUGUUGGACCACUGUCCUUCCAGCCUACAGGCUGAAGUGUGGAGUGUAUUUAUUGCAAUCCUUAAGAAAAGCAUGAGGAACUUGCAGGCAUGCACUGAGGUUGGACUUAUAGAGCAUAUCCUCCAGAGGUUCUCUCAAGUUGAAGAAGUUGUUGCAGAUCUUGUCAUAGAAAUGUUGGGGGUUUUGGCAAGUUACAGCAUCACAGUGCGAGAGCUCAAGUUGUUAGUUGGGUGUAUGAAGGCGACUGGAAACAAAUGGCCCAGGCACUCCGUGAAGCUGAUGUCCGUCCUCCGCCAGAUGCCCCACAGGCAGGGUCCAGAUUCCUUUUUCAGCUUCUCCGGAAAGAAAGGGGCGGCAAUUGCUCUGCCGCCACUGGCACGCUGGCCGUACCAGAAUGGCUGGACCUUCUACACGUGGUUCAGGCUCGACCCCAUCAACAGUGUCAGCAUAGAGAGGGAAAAGCCAUUUCUCUACUGCUUCCGGACCAGCAAGGGUGUGGGCUACUCGGCACAUUUUGUUGGUAACUGCCUCAUAUUCACUUCCAUGAAAGUCAAAGGAAAAGGCUACCAGCAUUGUGUCAAGUAUGAGUUCCAGCCGAGGAAGUGGUAUACUGUUGCCAUAGUGUACAUCUACAACCGUUGGAGCAAGAGUGAGAUCAAGUGCUUUGUCAAUGGCCAGCUAGCGUCUUCGACAGAGAUGAGCUGGUUUGUCAGCACCAAUGACCCUUUUGACAAGUGCUACAUCGGAGCGGCUCCCGAGCUUGAUGACGAGCAUGUCUUCUGCGGCCAGAUGUCGGCAGUGUACCUGUUUUCCGAAGCCUUGACUGCUCACCAAGUUUGUGCGAUUCACCGAUUGGGGCCAGGCUACCAGAGCCAAUUCCGAUUCGAAGGUGAAAGUGUGGCUCUACCUGAAAGCCUAAAACGCGUGUUGUACGAUGGCAAGCUAUCCAGCGCACUAGUGUUCAUGUACAACCCGGUCGCUACAGACAGCCAGUUGUGUCUCCAAGCAGCGCCAAAGGGAAAUGUCUCCUACUACGUCCACACUCCACAUGCCCUGAUGCUGCAGGACGUGAAGGCGGUAACCACAUACUCCAUCCACAGCACCCUCAACUCAAUUGGGGGCAUCCAGGUGCUCUUCCCACUUCUCGGUCAGCUGGAUCUGCCCAUGGGCUUAGCACCUCUUCAGGAACCCCGUAGGCCCAGUAUCUGUGCAACGCUGAUUGGCUUCAUCUGCGAGAUGUGCGAAAGCAGCAACACGGUGCAGCAGCACAUGAUCCAGAACAAGGGCUUCCUAGUCAUGAGUUACCAGCUACAGAGGGCGUCUCGGGACCACAUAACAGACGAGGUUCUGCACUCAUUCCUCUCGCUGACCAAGCACUUGUUGACAGUGUACAGCAGCAAUGGGGAGCUGCUGCUCAAGCACCUACUGGAUCACAUCCUCUUCAACCCAGCUCUGUGGAUCUACACACCAACAGCUGUGCAAACCAAGCUGUAUGCUUACCUGGCUACCGAGUUCCUUGGGGACACGCAGAUCUACAACAAUGUGCGGCGUGUGAGCACUGUCCUGCAAACCAUGCACACGCUCAAGUACUACUACUGGGUCGUCAACCCCCGGAACAAGAGUGGUAUCACACCAAAGGGCCUCGAUGGUCCCCGUCCAAACCAGAAUGACAUCCUGGCAAUCCGAGCCUACAUGCUGAUCUUCCUCAAACAGCUCAUCCUCAAGGGCAAUGGCGUCAAAGAGGAUGAACUGCAGAGCAUCCUUAACUACCUCACCACUGUGCACGAGGAUGAAAACCUUCAUGAUGUACUCCAAAUGCUUAUGAACCUGAUGGCUGAGCAUCCAGCUUCUAUGGUUCCGGCAUUUGACUGUAAGAAUGGUGUGAGGGCAAUCUUCAAACUUUUGGGCUCAACAAACGAAAGUAUACGACUCCAGGCUCUGAAGCUGCUCGGCUACUUCCUCAGCAGAAGCACGCACAAGCGGAAGCACGACGUGAUGACUCCGCACAACCUGUACAUGCUGCUGGCAGAAAGGCUACUGUUGCACUCUGACCAUCUGACCAUGGCCACGUACAAUGCCCUAUAUGAGAUGCUGACAGAGCACAUAUCCAACCAGAUCUUGUACACCAAGCACUCAGAGCCAGAGUCUCACUACCGGCUGGAAAACCCAAUGAUCUUGAAGGUUGUGGCUACGCUAAUCCGUCAGUCAAAGCCGUGCGAGGAGUUAAUUGAGGUGAAGAAGCUCUUCCUGUCUGAUAUGACCCUGCUGUGUAACAACAACAGGGAAAACAGAAGGACAGUGCUUCAAAUGUCCGUGUGGCAAGAGUGGCUGGUGGCCAUGGCGUACAUUCAUCCACGUAACGGGGAGGAGCAGAAGAUCUCGGACAUGGUGUACUCCCUAUUCCGCAUGCUUCUCCAUCACGCCAUCAAGUACGAGUACGGAGGAUGGAGAGUUUGGGUUGACACGUUGGCCAUUGUUCAUUCCAAGGUGUCCCUGGAAGAGUACAAGCUACACUUUGCCCAGAUGUACGAACACUUUGACCAGCGACGUGUGGACCACAUCACUGACCCUGCCGUGCGCCGCAAGCGGCCUAUCAGCACCAUUUCAGGGCUCGACCGGUGUCCACCACCAGAGUCGGAUCUCCCUCUGACUCGCAGGGCAUCUGAAGACCAAACCGUAGCCACCAGACCAGACAUCGUGCAGGUCAGGGAAGGGCUGGGGGAAGAAGAGGAAGAAGCCAUGAGGGGCACUGUGACUUUCCCGUCCAUCGUACCGUCCACACCAAGCCAGCUGCCGGACCCUGUGCCAUCAGACGAUGUUGUUCCAGUUGUUGAAAUCUCUGAGGGCCCAGUGGAUGUUCUGCAGCCUAAUCAGACCGUUGUCUGCCCCGAUGUGAUUCCAGUCCAAGAGACGAUAUCUGGCAAGUCCAGCCUCGAAGAGAAGCACAACCCUGCAGAGGAAGAUGAAUCGCCCACCCAAGAUAACGCCGCACUAGAGCCCGGAACAUCUCCAGAUGUCGUGCCCCACCCGACCGACACGUCUUGUGGCAAGGACAUUCGGGAGAAUUCCCCGGAGCACGUUGAAAAAAUUCCGCCCGAUGCAUUCAACGAGGUUCCACGCUUAGGAGAAAGGGAGUCUCUGACUGCUUCGGGAGAUCAAGUUGGCACUGUCCAAGUUACUGCUACUCCAGAUUGCAAAGAAGAAGAAACAGAAAAAGAAGACUGUGCAGAACCGAAGGCUGUCUUGGAAUCUAGCAAUGAAAAGGAGCCUGUAUUAACAGCCGAAGCGUCUACAGACAAGGAUGAUGCAGGAGGAGGUGAAGCAUCGGCUGAGUGUGAUGUCUUUGAAGAUGCCCAAGGCGGUGAUGGAAGCGAAACUUCGGAAGGCACUUCUGCACUCCCUGACGAUGGUGCGGACAGCACCGAGAGAGAUGUCGCGAAAGGGGAAGUCAGUGAAGUGUUGUCGGAAGCCAGCACAGACAAGUUGGAGCAUCCAACAGUGCAAGCUGGGGCUGAGCCAUCAAAUACCACUGACGAGCCACCGAGUGCCGAAUCCGAGCAGUGGGAGGCUAAGGGCGACAGCCGGUCAGAAGAUGCUACAUCUGGCUCUCCUGUGAAGUCUGUUGAGAGUAGUGGUGGCAGUGGUGGUGCAUAUGUGAGCAGCCCCGAGGAAUCUGCCGGGAGCAGUCCUGUUCCUCCGACGCAACAAAAGUUUCUAGCGGCCUCCGAACAGUUGGGCAGCCACCUUCCUGCAAUUGUGAACCCCACCGAAGAAGUGCCAUUGCCACCGCCAGCCAUGGAUUCCGAAGUGUUACCGUCGCCUCAUGAAUCACCCAUGCACACCAACGCCGGAGGUGCAGACGACGCCAGCCCGGUGAGCGACACCAAAGGUGAAGAUGACAACAAUGAAAGCUGCUGCACUGUCUCAGGUACAGCGGACAACGAUGUCAGUGGGGAUGACAUUGGUGAUGAACGCAUGGAAGCCAAGCGGACUGUGGCGCAGACAAACCUUCUUGAUGGGGAAGGAGGGGACACAACGGCAACAGCUGAGGCAAGUGGCAUCAGCACCAUCGAGGCCCAAGUGGAGCGGCAGCGCAAGCACAUGGCCGAGAUGGGGCUGAGUGACGCGCCUCCUACGGAAGGCUCGGGCGAAGAUGACGACGACGAAGUUUGUACAAACGAUGCUGGACUUCUUCGUCGUGCACGCAGUGCUUCACACGCGUCCUCUGCUGCUGCUGCUUCUGCCGCCGAAAAGGUGCCACCUUCAAGACCCAAGUCUGUAGAAAUUGCUGCUGCAGGCUCAACCACCAGUGGGAGGCAGCUGUUCAAUUCUGGGCCAUCGCGCCCGCCAUUUCGCAUUCCAGAGUUUCGUUGGUCGCCGAUCCAUCAGCGUCUUUUGUCUGAUCUUCUUUUCUCCCUCGAGACAGACAUCCAAGUAUGGCGCAGCCACAACACCAAGACUGUGAUAGACUUUGUGAACAGUGGUGAAAAUGCCAUCUUCGUCAUCAAUACGGUGCACCUGAUCUCUCAGCUGGCUGACAACAUCAUCAUUGCCUGUGGAGGGCUGUUGCCUCUUCUAGCAUCUGCAACUUCACCUAAUCACGAGCUGGAUGUGAUCGAGCCAACACAGGGCAUGGCUAUCGAGGUUGCGGUCGCAUUCCUCCAAAGACUGGUCUACAUGACCGACGUGCUGGUCUUUGCCUCAUCCCUGAGUUUCUCGGACCUGGAGGCUGAGAAGAACAUGUCCAGCGGAGGCAUCCUCAGGCAGUGCCUCAGGCUAGUUUGCACGGCAGCCGUCCGCAACUGCCUGGAAUGUCGGGAGAGGAGUUGCCCCUUGACACCUGUGACGCCGCAGACUCCCACCACCAGGGACCCUCUGCGACCCAACCCGAUUCAUGCACUUAUUGGUGGUGUGCAGCCAUCAGCUAAGAACAUUGUGGAAAAUCUUGGCGGUCAAAGCAGCCCCAUACGAGACCCAGAGAAGCUGCUGCAGGACAUGGAUGUGAACCGUUUGCGAGCUGUCAUCUACAGAGACGAUGAGACCAAACAGGCGCAGUUCCUGGCGUUGGCUGUGGUUUACUUCAUCUCCGUGCUGAUGGUGUCCAAGUACCGCGAUAUCCUGGAGCCCCCUUCGUCCUCUUCCUCUUCCUCAUCUGCUUCCUCCUGCUGCUCGCAGCAGCCCCAGCCACAGACACAGCAGCAGCAGCAGCAGCGAGCUGCAACUGUGGCACCCCCUUCAUCUUCUUCAAACGUUACUCAUCCAGCACCCAUGCCGCCCUCCGAUGGCACAACAGCUGUGCGCCUCACUCAGCCUCAGGCGCAAGCCAAUGAGAAGGCGUCCGUGCUAUGGUCAGAUGGCCAAGAUGGGGAGCGGGAUGAGGUGAUCGUGGUCGAAGAGAUGGACUCCAGUAUCCUGGCCAACAUUCACUCCUCUGCUGCCAUUAUUUCCACAUCUCCAGUGCCAAACCCUGCCCACCCAGUAGUAGCCCCCACCUACCACCACCACGAAGCGGUGAAUGGAUCGGGGGAACCUCUGGACAACUACCAGGCUACCAUUCUCGUGCCCCAGGAGCCAGCACUCAAUGGCCUCAACAAGGUGCCUGAGAGCGGGAUGACGCCAGUGGCUACCGGCAAAAUAGGCGAUGAAAGUGGACUGGCACCGAGCGCACGUGAGGCGAGCCUGACGCAGAAACUGGAGGGCGCGCUCGGCAGCGUGUGCCCGCUGCUUCGCGAGAUCAUGGUGGACUUCGCGCCCUUCCUGUCACGCACGCUCGUCGGCUCGCAUGGCCAGGACCUGCUUGUCGAAGGCAAAGGGCUCAGCACGUUCAAGAACAGCACCUCAGUGGUGGAGCUAGUGAUGCUGCUGUGCUCUCAAGAGUGGCAGAACUCACUGCAGAAGCAUGCUGGCCUUGCCUUUAUCGAGCUCAUCAACGAAGGAAGGCUGCUUUCCCACGCCAUGAAAGACCACAUUGUCAGGGUGGCCAACGAGGCGGAGUUCAUCCUCAACCGCAUGCGAGCGGACGACGUUCUCAAGCACGCUGAGUUUGAGUCGUUGUGUGCCCAGACUGCUGUGGACCGCAAGGAGGAGGAGAUGAUGUGCGACCAUCUGAUUACGGCAGCACGGCGUCGCGAUUCCCUGGUGGCAGCACGGGCACUCGAGAAGGUGCUGAACAUUCUGACCAACCGGCACGGAGCUUGGGGUCAGAACUCCAAAGGGAGCUCGCACCGAACCAUAGAGAAUGGCCAAGCGGAGUUUCUCCGACUGGAUGCCUGGGAAGAUGACGCGCGGCGCCGAAAGCGGCUUGUGCGAAACCCUCAUGGCUCGUGCCAUCCUGAGGGAACUCUCAAGGCAGCCAUCGAGCAUGGUGCUCCCGAGGAUGCAAUCUUGCAAGCCCGUGAAGAGCUCCACCGUCAGCUGGCCAUGACUCGACGGCAACACCAGCUGCAGAGCACUGACCUCUUGGAUGACAGCGACUUCUGGGAUGACAAAGAUCUCGACUCCGAACUCGCAGGGUCCGUAAGUCUUAGCACGAGAUGUCGACUGAUAGCUCCAGGAAUCAUUGCUCCGGGCAUGCUCUCCAUCACCCAAUCUGAACUCUUCUUCGAGGUGGACGAGGACGACAUAGAGUUCAAGAAGAACGACCCCGAGGCGAUCAAGUACUGCGACCACGUGCAUGGCAAGUGGCACUUCUCCGAGAUCCGGGCCAUCUUUUCGAGGCGUUACCUCCUGCAGAACAUCGCGCUCGAGAUCUUCCUGGCAUCACGUACCUCCAUAAUGUUCGCGUUCGACAGCCAGAAGACGGUGAAGCGAGUCGUCAAGGCGCUGCCGUGCGUCGGAGUGGGCAUCAAGUACGGCAUCCCACAGACCAGGCGUGCCUCGCUAAUGUCUCCACGGCAGAUCUUCCAGCAGUCCAACAUGACCCAGAAGUGGCAGAGGCGGGAGAUUAGCAACUUCGAGUACCUCAUGUUCCUCAACACCAUCGCCGGGCGUACCUACAACGAUCUGAACCAGUAUCCGGUGUUUCCGUGGGUGCUCACCAAUUACGAGUCUCCAGAGCUGGACCUCAGUCUCCCCAGCAACUACAGGGAUCUGUCCAAGCCCAUCGGCGCCCUGAACCCGAGCCGGCGGGCGUUCUUCGAGGAGCGCUACGAGACGUGGGAGCACGAGGUGAUCCCGCCCUUUCACUACGGCACCCACUACUCGACGGCCGCGUUCACGCUCAACUGGCUGGUGCGCGUCGAGCCCUUCACCACGCUCUUCCUGGCCCUCCAAGGGGGCAAGUUCGACCACGCGAACCGCAUGUUCGCCUCCAUCGCCCAGUCAUGGAAAAACUGCCAGCGCGACACCUCCGACGUCAAGGAGCUGAUCCCUGAGUUCUUCUACCUGCCCGAGAUGCUGGUGAACAAGAACGGCUACCAGUUGGGUCGCCAGGAGGACGGCACGCAAGUCGGCGACGUCGUUCUGCCCCCGUGGGCCGCCUCGCCCGAGGAGUUCGUGCGCAUCAACCGCAUGGCCCUGGAGUCCGAGUUCGUCUCCUGCCAGUUGCACCAGUGGAUCGAUCUCAUCUUCGGUUACAAGCAGCGGGGUCCCGGUAGGAGAGCGAGUCCAGAAGCUGUAAGAAGUACCAAUGUGUUUUACUACCUGACCUACGAAGGCAGCGUGGACCUUGAGAACAUGAAGGACACUGUCAUGAAGGAGGCUAUUGAAAACCAGAUCAAGAACUUUGGCCAGACUCCGUCGCAGCUUCUAAUGGAACCCCAUCCUCCUCGCAGCUCAGCGAUGCACAUUAGCCCAAUGAUGUUCUCGCCAGUGACGGAGGAGCUGUGCAUGAUUAUGAAGUUCCUGUCCAACUCGCCCAUCUGCCACAUCUCUGCCAACACGUACCCACAGUUGCCGCUACCCUCAGUUGUUACUGUUACCUGCAAUCAGAACUUUGCUGUCAACCGGUGGAAUUGCAAUUACUCUGCCCCCAUGCAUUCACCAACUUACUCUGACUCGAACCAGCCACAGGCCAACCAACUGCCCCUCGCCAUGGACCCUUUGCUUAUGAUGAACGUGGCGCCACACAAGCGGCACCUGGGUGACACAUUCAGCCAGCACGUACGCAUGCGCAGUGGCUGUUUCGUCACCACGGUAGACAGCCGCUUCCUUGUUGCCUGUGGCUUCUGGGACAAGAGCUUUCGUGUCUUUGCCACCGAGUCAGCCAAGAUUAUCCAGAUAGUGUAUGGCCACUUUGGUGUGGUGACGUGCUUGGCAAGGUCAGAGUGCAACAUCACUUCCGACUGCUACAUUGCGUCCGGCUCCGAGGACUGCACUGUACUGCUCUGGCACUGGAACGCCCGAACACAGACCAUUGCGGGAGACAACGCGAACCCCGACAUCCCAACGCCACGAGCAACCCUCACUGGCCACGAGAAUGAGGUUACCUGCAUCGUUGUUUCUGCUGAGCUUGGCCUGGUCGUCAGCGGAUCGAAAUCUGGCCCGGUGCUAGUCCACACAACCAGUGGCGACUUGCUACGGUCCCUCGAGGCACCUGACCGCUUCGGCACCCCAGAGCUCUGUGCCCUGUCCCGUGAAGGCAUGGUGGUUGUCUGUUACGGUCUGGGCAACCUCUGCAACUUCACCAUCAAUGGCCACCGGUUGCGCUCCGAGUCCCAUCACGACAACAUUCAGUGCCUGACAUUGAGUCGCGAUGGUGAGUACAUGGUGACUGGCUCGGAGAGCGGCGUGGUCGAAGUAUGGCGAUCGUUCAACCUGGCACUGCUGUAUGCCUUCCCUGCCUGCGAGGGCGGCGUCCGCUCCCUAGCCUUGUCUCACGAUCAGAAGUUCCUGCUGGCAGGGCUGACCAAUGGUUCCAUCUCUGUGUUCUACAUUGACUUCAACAGAUGGCACCACGAAUUUCAGCAGCGCUACUAGACAGCCAUUUUUAGCAUGAACAUUCUCUGCAUCAGACAGGGAGGAUCUGUUGUCAUUCCAGGUUAUAAUGACAUUUGCUCAAACAGACAACUAUCGCCGAAACGACCCUCCACCCCCCUUCAUUGCACCCCAGUUCCUUGCAGACUUCCAUACCACUGGCUUCCCUGGCUCCUGCAAAGUGACUAAGAGCAUGCGGAACGAGCCAUAUGAGACAAACGCAUACGUAGGAAAAAACAUGCUGCCAUCACGGCAACAGGUUGUCCCCAGUGCAAAAAUACAGCAGCUCUCUGCACAUGUGCAUCGCAUGACGUGGUUCAGUUAUUACUUGUGUGGGCGCUUUAGCAGUGGCAAACGCUAAUGUGGCAAAAUGUUUAUUGCCCUCACUAUAACUUGGUACACUGUUUGAGCAUUUUUCUCAUGCUCAAACAGUGUACUACACUCAUAUUUAUGAGCAUUGGCGAAGAAGCAGCUUCAACAAAGCUUAUUGGGUACACCACAUUGCAGGAGUCAAAUGGUGGAUGUCGUCACAGCCUCCUUUGGAUAUUUUGUGCUUCUUCGUGAAGGCAAUGCAAAAAAAAAAAAAAAAGAAGUGUCAAACAUGCACACAGGAUCGUGGCCGUGAAAGGCUAUCAUGCUUCGUGGUUUAAAAAAAAAUGCACUUUUGAUCAGCAAUCCAUCCAGUUGACAUAUAGCUGUUGUAGUAUGUGCCAUUUCUGUUAACCCUGGGGCAAAGUCACUGUUGUAAAUUGUUGCAGCGCAUUUGUGUGCUAGUGAAGUUGAGAGCAGUUUACAUAUGUUUGCCUUCAUUUGCCGAAGCAUUGUCUUCAAGUGGCUAAAACCACAAGGUUUUGCAAAAUUUAUCUGUAGUUUUCACUCAUAAGCUGUCAAUGUAUGAAUGGUCCAUCAUGCCCUUAUGUGCAAAGAGCAGGCAUUUUUCGAUUCUCUAAAGUGCAAAAUUUGAACAUUGGGGGGGGGUCUCUCUUUGUUGUUACUGUACCCCUCUGCGUCACUGUUUGUUGAUAAACCAAGCCUGACUCGAGCAGCUACUACAGUUGAUAUUACAAAUUUUUUUUUCUUGUCACGUCAUUCUCGGCCCUGAUUCUUUUAGCCUGAAAUUGAAAAUCUCAAGUUUUCAGUGUCCUUUUUUUGUCUUUGAGUUCAGUGCUUUACACAUCUGGAAAGGAUGUGUAAAGCAUUGAACAGGCAGCAUUUCUGACAUCUCGUUUUGAUGUCCCAAGAUUUACAGGUGUCAGAACAGCUCGCAAGUAUACAAACUAUACAUAUAUACAUAAAUAUAUAUACAUACAAAUAUAUAUAUAUAUAGACAAGAGACACACACACACAGACAUAUAUAUAUAUAUACUACUAUAUAUAUGUAAACAUAAGCACACGAGCAGCAGCUGCAUUAGUGGCAUGAUACGUCCUGCUUUUCCAUUUGUGUAGGCUGCGUCAUUUUUUAUAACCUUGAUUAAUCCAUCCCAGAACAUGUGAACAUGAAUGCUGAUAAGAAAUACUGCUCCUGCCAUUUUUGUCCAUGUCCAACCGACCAGGUUCAAAGAGCCGUCUCUGACUGCCCUGACCUCAAGGUUGGGAUCGUUUAGUUCGGUCGCUCUUAGUGUUUGCGCAUUUCUGGACACCUACAAAGUCCCAGCGGAAAGCUGUUAUCUACGCAGUGUCUUCACCAAACAUAUUCUGCAGUUGUAGCCAACUGCUAUCUGCCACGGGUGUUUUCAAGUCAAAGCGUGAAUAGUUUGAACGGCUGUAAAGUAGUGCAACGGCAUUAUCCUUGCCAGCACUGAUCCCUUUCCUAGGAGGCCAAGCCAGUGCUGUACAGUUGUGGAAAAGUUCACCGGUCAUUUUGGUGGAGCUCUCUUGAUUAAGUGUUCGGCUCACCCUUGUAUUUAAUGAAUUUGUAAGUACCACUGGAAAAAAAGUGCUUUUUUUGGGGGGGGGGGGGGGCCUUUGAGCGAAAGUAGAUGCACACAACUGCCAAAGGUUGUAUGAUGCACACUGGCAGCACCCCUGUCAUGGUGUGUAGACAACCUGCCGUGCAGGAAGUUAAUUUUGCAACGACGAGCAGAAAAUGUGAACUCCAUUUGAAUCUGCUGAUAAACUACAUAUUUGUCAUCACCAAACUAAAACAGAUCACACAGUGAAAUGCAAAGUUAGAUCAAGCCAAUGCCUGAGGCUCCAGCGCUGCAUGUCAUUACUUUACAAUCUGACCUAGGGAACGCUUUGGCUUGGACAUUUCUGCGACAGGUAGUAUGUUGUUAAGCAGUGACAGUCAAGCCAGUUCGUAAAAUAUCCUGGAAGGCACACUGUUCUACACCGAAAAUUCUUACUAAGUGUUUCCAGGGUGUGCACUUUGAGCACAUGCCAUGAGCAGGUGGCUUCUUCCAGGUUGGCAUAAAAGCUUUUUUUUUGUUUGUUUGAUUUUUUGGUGCAGUUGCAAAUCCUGCCAUUGAAGGAGUGAAAUUCGCACACACACUCUGCGACCGUGUCAAUUCUAGUCAGCCUUAAUUGCAAGAUGGAAGAUCACCGAUGUGACCAGACUGAAUGCUUGCCUGUCGCGAGAUGAAUGUGGUGCCCGUGUACUUAAGAGAACUGCACUGAUAUGUACUGCAAUGUGAAAGGUUCUUUAGGAUACAUGCUGGCCGCAGCUCAGACGUGCAAGUUACUGUUAUCUUUUCUAUUUCCCUGACCUGCCUCGUAUGUUAUUGGUUCAAGUGCCCCCUACGCCUUUCGAGUUUUCCUGUUAUUCUUGUGGUGUCUGAAUGGAUUCUGACAUUGGAAUGCAUGUGAUUUUUGUGUGCAGUAUUUUAUUUUAUUCUUUUCUGAUAUAUAUAUAUAUAUAUAAUUAUAUACAUUACACAUAUGCGUGUGUGUACACAUUGAAAGGUUGUGCUGGUUGCCUGGUGGUGUCCUUUUUUUCUUUUCCGAAGUGGAAUUUAGUGGUGGUUGAAAAGCAUCUAGGGUUUUGCUAUUUGCUCAUUGUUUUGCAUUCCUUUUUUUUGCAGCUACACUUAUUGUAGACCAUGCUUUUUAUUUAGGAAAAGACACUAAUAACAUUCCAUUGAGCUUACGGUUAUGCCAACCUGUAAACAUCGGUAGAAAAUAAAAAUUAUGGAUCCGA
Molecule: messenger RNA, 12405 nt
Organism: Rhipicephalus sanguineus (brown dog tick)
Lineage: Eukaryota; Metazoa; Arthropoda; Arachnida; Ixodida; Ixodidae
Gene: rg
Product: neurobeachin
Exons: 55
Coding region: 123-9272 (3049 amino acids)
Biological process (GO): intracellular protein localization
Cellular component (GO): cytosol; membrane
Molecular function (GO): protein kinase binding
Source: RefSeq, a predicted model, not a curated record